Molecule: messenger RNA, 429 nt
Organism: Rotaria sp. Silwood2
Lineage: Eukaryota; Metazoa; Rotifera; Eurotatoria; Philodinida; Philodinidae
Source: the annotation of a GenBank genome assembly
AUGAUUGAAGGCACUGGAACUAGUACGCUCGACAACUUUCCGGACAUGUUCGUCGGAGACAUGACGGUUGCAGGACAUAUUGGACCCGGUGAAUGUCGUAGCACUUCUCGAGUUGCUCUCGAGUAUCCAAAUCCAGGAGAGGCUAUUACAAUAACCGAAGUGCAAGGGAUACCGUUUAAGAAACCAACAGGUGGCAAGUGUUAUUCGAAAGCUACCAUCAAUACUUCCACCAUGGCAGCUUCAUCUACUACUACUACUACUACUACUACUACUGAAACUUCCACACUUUCCAUCUCAUCUACUGUAUCUACCACGGGAAAUCCGGAUGGUGAUUCUAAAUGUGACAAACCACUUCCUGCAGUUUUGAACUUAGUCGUCAAUGAUGCCACGUAUCCUUGCACUUGUGUAUGCGAGAAAAAAACAUCCUAG